CAAACCGCAACCCUCUACUGAAAAUUCAAUCAUCAUGUUUUAUCAAAUUGUGUUAUUAGUGGCUCUUGUAAGCCUGGCUCAAGCUGGUUUACUGCCCGCAAAAUCAUCCGGAAGCGACGACACCUUUGAUUCCCAUCCGCACUACUCCUUCAACUACGACGUUCAGGAUCCAGAGACAGGGGAUGUAAAGUCCCAGUCGGAAUCUCGCGAUGGGGACGUGGUCCAUGGUCACUACUCCGUAAAUGAUGCCGAUGGUUACAGAAGAACUGUGGAGUACACAGCCGAUGAUGUCCGAGGUUUCAAUGCGGUGGUGCGCCGUGAACCACUUUCGAGUGGCGCGUUGGUUGUGAAGCCAAAAGCCGCAGUUGUGGCCCCCAAGGUUCAGUACCAGCCUCUGAAGAAGUUGCCUCUUUCCGAGGCCUCGGCCUUGGUGCAUCGAUCCUUUGCCCCGGUCAUCCACCAUGCUCCGGUGACCCAUGUGGUCCACCAUGCAGCUCCUGCCCAUUCAUACGUUUCCCACGUCCCCCUGCUGAAGACCUCCUUGCAUCACGCUCAUCAUCCCCAUGCCAUUUCCUAUGUGUUCUAG
Drosophila takahashii is the source of this 586-nucleotide messenger RNA. It is a transcript of the gene Edg84A, whose product is annotated as Ecdysone-dependent gene 84A. NCBI's taxonomy places the organism in Eukaryota, Metazoa, Arthropoda, Insecta, Diptera, Drosophilidae. The record is from RefSeq and is a predicted model, not a curated record. Gene Ontology annotation, cellular component: extracellular matrix.